AUGCUUGGGCGAUACUUCCAGUCACUGAACGACCCGGAUAAUGCCAUUAAGAAACUCGUCCAAGACAUCAAUUUCAAAGGUAGGUGCAUUCUUCAGCAAACGGCUACUAUUGUAGCGGCCGAGGACGUCAAGGGUAGCACACACCGGAGUAAGGGAACGCCGAGAAGGACUCUUGGCCGGGGUAGACCUAAACGGAGCUGUUAGCAUUCCUUGAUACACAUCCAUACAUAGAAGAAGAAGAAGAAGAAGAAGAAGAAGAAGAAGAAGAAGAAGAAGAAGAAGAAGAAGAAGGCAUGUCGAAUAAGAGAUAAAGUGUAAUAUGACGGGAUUGCCCGGGGAAACGUAUAAUAAUCGUUAAUAGUACAGGUAGGAUGGUUACAUCUGUAGAAUGACCUGUCUGGGUGGAGAGACGAUGUCAACAUGCCAGCUAGUAAACCGGUGGGGAGCGCAGCGCUGGGGGCAACUGCAGGGAAGGGUCGAGGGAGUGCCGAUGUAGCGAGGAGGCGAGCGAUUCGGACGAUACGUUGCGUUACGGUACGACGAGGGGGAAAGGGAUCGGCAGAAGAGAGAGGGAGGGACACCGGUUAUCUUCACCGACACGCGACUACGCCAUCUCCACUCUAGGUCCUCGCGCAAAAAGUGUCACCUCAUUCAAACAACUCUGUCCAAGUCAAGGGGUGUUACACUAUGAAAACGUAAAAUGUACUCACAUGUUUUUUAUGUGGUUCACAAAAAGAUUGAAAGAAUUACGGCAACGUUCAUUAAAGUGGACUACAUUCAUAUAUUUUUGCAGACCCAAAACGUCAAAACGGCUAGAAUUUCAAGAAGAAUGGCUUUCUGGACUUUCGCAGGUUAAGUCCUCGUCCCCAAAAAAUUUGGUUUGACUACUAUUCUCUAACGCAUACGCUGUUAUGUUAAAAAAGGUACUAAAGCUGUGCGCCGGUUUUAGGCGUCUGAUGCGAAAACGGUUUAUAUAAUAGCUAUAAUGAUCCGAUUUCCAGGGUGAGAGAAUGUCAGAGGGCAAAUUACGAUAUGCUAAACUGUUUUGGAAAUUUCACACAGCCCGCUCAAUCUUUGAAUUCUUAAUGGUUUUUGGCCUCCAGUGCUCUUCCGUAUAUGCCCCACUCAUAAAGCCCCUAUUAUCACCGUUCCUGUCUUACAAAUGGCCUCGUUUACCGCGCUGUCACUAUGGCGGCAUGCCAUAUUUUUGCCGUAGCGUGAUGUCAAUUAUUUUAAAAUCCAGCUUGAGCAUCAACAGUUCUGUGCGGAGAUUUGGGUACAUCAUUAAAAUUUCCAAAACAAACGUUAUUUAAACACGCACAGUAAUGGGUCAAAAAGUAAUGCAUUUUAACAUGUGGCAGCGGCCGAAGCCUUUUGUGAAAGCUCCAAUUGACUUAAGUAAAGGAAGUUUUCGACUUUGGAAAUAAAUUCCUGAAGACUACCUCACUCCCUUUGGUUGUUCUCAAAAUACCCUAAUUCUGUGCCAACUGCAAAUGGGGUUCAUAGGAUACUUCGUGAAACCUAUGUUGCUUUAAAAUUUUGCUUUUACACGUGAUCCUUGUGUUGACGAUGAAUUAUAUCUCCAGGUAGCGUCAAAAUAUGUCGAAUGAUGGUAUAUGUAAAGACGGACAUGAAGUCCUCAUUCCACUGACUUUGCGAACGAGACUUUAGUCAUACGCAAUCAUAAAUUUAACAACAAGGCAGUUCAGUCGUCGUUGCCGCCGUUGCUCACGAUAUACCCCACAGCGGGAUUCGCGUAGAUGCAUUCAUGAUCGAUGAUGAUUGAUCUAAACACUGUCAUCGUUCACCCAUAUGAACCGGAUGUCAAAAGAGAGUCAAGAGGACCGGGUACAGAAUCGGAUGUAGUACGCUGAAGCAGCACCAGCCUGCGCCGAGGCAUCUUAACAAACGCCCAUUUAUGUCAUUUUUAUGUGUGAGAGGCUCAAAAACGCAUGUCGGACACUGGUCUUACCCCAAUGUUUAACUAGCGUAACUCUGGCAUCAACCCUUAAGUGGGGCGAUGCUAUAUACAUUCCGCGGCUGGCUGCAUCUCAGACGCAAAUUCGAAUAAGUUAUAAUUUGCCGAGUGACAUCUUCCAUUUUGCCACGUACGCUUGUUCAAGUACCACCGUUCUGGUUAAUCUUCUCGUCUCUCCUUUACAUCUGCCUUAGGCUUACUUUCACCGGAUUCGGUCCGAGACGUCUCAUGUUUGUUUAUAUCUUACCGAUUUUUGACAAUUGAUGUAAAACAAAUCGUGUUAAAAGUGGCUGUCUGGCUAACUCCGAAACAUAUUUUCGGUAGUUCAUUCCGGUGUUUCAGGACAAUCUUGAUGAAAAGACCUGUUCGUUAUAAGUAUUUACGCAUGUUUGUUUGAUGUCAUCGGAGGUUGCAAGUACAGCUAGGCUGGUUGAAUUCAUUUGUAUCACAAAUGUUAUUUUUAUUAACCAGUUUCCACGAUUUGCUUAAAUCAGAGCGGGAGGAAGGACACACUGUACACAUAUCUAGCUGAUGUAACUGAGGGGUGAGGUUGACCCGUUAAAGCUUUAGUUUUUGGGAAUCAUGCAUCAUGAACGAGACACCGAUACUAGACCCGGUCUGAAAACUUUAUUUUAGUUCAAAUUAAUCAGGUUUAUCUAAGGAACAGAAAAGGUCGCAUCACCUCAGGUUUUUAAUAUUUUUACUGAACUGGAAUGUGGGCGGAGAAUUGAUUAGGCCGCAUCUGACGACCCACAGGAACUCUGGUAAGGAUGUAGGAAGCGCCACCACACACGUCACACGUUAUACACCAAUAUAACAACACUUUUUACAGGAAAAAUCAUAAUUAUAAGAUGGAACAACAACUUAAUCUGAUAAGCCAAGUUGAGUGGGCUGAGUAGCUACUCUAAUAUUCAGUUGGUUAGGCUGAUUAGACUGCCUGUUAGCGGGGAAGUUCAGUUGCAAAAAAGGAUAGUUGGCAAAAUGCACAGUUUGAGAACUCGGGUAUAAGCCUUAAAAGGAUAUGUUAGGUUCACCGGCUGUCUUCCGCUUCUCGUCAGUCCGUUGGCUCUUUUAAAGUUUUCCGCCUAAUUCUCCUUAUUUUGUACAGCAGUAACCUAGUUAAUGUGUUAAUUGAGACACUCAAUUAUUGUUUGUUUGUCUUUCCGCUACCAUAAUUUUUAUCGUAUUUAAGUCUCCUCUUUUCUCGCUUCUUUCACCAUUGGUGUGGUGUGAGGCUUGCCUUACUUAUGCAUCUGCGCAGGUUGCAAGCGUCUGUCUCUUUAGCAUAACCCUGUAGCAUUCGUGGUCACUUUUGUGUCUUUCAUUCCUUAAUUCACGUGUUGUCGGUACAGUCGACCACUUUUUGGCUUUAAACGGUCGCAGUUCCAGUAGUUAGUGGUCUUCCGCAUACCUUCAUUACCACAGAGCCUAACUGCCAAGUUUUGGCAAAUAUUUGUCUGACCCACUUAUGUUAUGUAGUGACCGAAAUGGGUCAUUAUACGACCCGUCUUACGUUUAAUCGCCUUCCUCACAAUCUUACUGCAACUUGUGACGACCGUCUUCACGACGUAUUCAAAUACUUUCGACUGCAGUCCCACUGCAUUACACAACCAUCCGCUUUCCCAGUUCAUCAACUGAAGACCGUCGAGCAAAACAGAGCGUGUUGUCUACGCCAGCCCCAAAGACUCCAACGUCAGAGGUAGGCACGAAUUCGAAUCCCACCAAGUCCACCAGCAGCUUCAGUUAACCACGUCCUCAUCACCGGCCCAAGACUGCUCGGUGGAACGAUAUCACGAAUAAUUUUAUCUCCAAGUCAGUGCUACUCCGGACUGAAUCAUCUCGGUCGGCGAGUGCGGAAGGCUGUGUUAACGGACUGAGUUCCUGGCUGACUACGUAGCCGUUUGUUCAAAUAUAGAAAUUGGUGGAAUGGGGCGCAGAUAGCAUCGAUCGAAUUCUCCUAGGCGGUGUAGAUCUUCUGAUCACAUGGAUCAUCUUUCAUAUCCACAUAGAAGCCUUUUCUCCACAGGAGCUGCGUUUAUUUUCACUCUGAACGUAUAAUUGAUUUUACGUCGAUUCGACCAAAUCAAACGGAAACCGUGCAUGCCUGUUUCAUUUAUUAGUCAAUAUUAUCUCGGUCUUCCGCGGUUGGCAGAAAUCUCGAUCUAAAGUAGCACAGUGGCGUUCACUAACCCAAAAGCGGACCGGACAGAUAUCUGUCAUCGUAAGACACGAAACGGUUAUAUUCUUCUGGUUUUUCCCAUGCCUAUCUGUGACACGACAUUUUUCCAUCACGGUGUGGCGGUAAACUUGAAUCAAUCGGAGGGGCUUCGAUGGAAUUCCAUCUUACAGUGUGAUCGGCCGUUUGGAAUCAGGAUAGACAAACGGUAAAGGUGACAAUAUCGAGAAUUGAGUAAGACCAAAGGUACCGAUAGAGCCAUCCCCGCCUCAGGCAGACAACUGCAACGAGUCUUUCUUUGAUAAAGUCUUGAAGUGCGCGCUGAAACUUUUGCGAUAUAUCAAGGAGGCCUGUAACACCGUGGUUCAUGUACAACAACUUAUCACUUUUCUCAAAGAUCAGCACGAGUGUCAGUCCAGUCUGCCAACGCGAUUUUUGCUUCCCAAAUUUGGGUCUGAACCUAAAGCAACUGACUAGUUUUUGCUGUUGAAAAUUUGUAGCUUUACGCUGACAGAUGGCGUCCGAGUGCUUCGUUGUUCUUCAGUUUCGUUGCUGCUCCAAAGAUCUUCUCCUUAAGUUGUGAGUUUCAAUCGCAAUCAUUUUCAGAUACCGAAGGCUCGACUAGGGAUUUCGAGUUUGCCAGACCCAGAAACCUGAAAAAAUGCUCCCCCCAUCAGACUGCACCUUAGAUAAUUUUUUGUAGACCGAACCGUUUGUUUUUGUGGAAGAGGCGACUGUUGCCUGUUAGAGUCAGCCAGAUGAAAAAUGUCGCUUCCUUUGUUGCUGCUGACAUCUGUGACGAUAGACGUCUGUAGAAUUCAAAGGCCCAGAAUAAUUUAUAAGUUAUUCCUGUGCUUGACCGGCCAUGUAUAGUUAUGGUGCACUAUUGAGUCUUGGGUUUUCGACAGAAGUCGCGUUCGCUAGUUGUCAACCUGUCCUUUUGAUAGAUGCCCAGCCCUCAAGACUACAGAGGCGAAACGAACUUAUUUGGUGACGAUCCAAGCUGGCCAUAUCACGUAACAGUUAUCGGACUCAUUCGUAAUUAGCCUGACAAUCGUUUGGCGGGUCUUACUCCCCACCCUUCUGGCACCGCUGCUGUUAGCCGACCAUUGUUCAUUCAGCAAACCCAAAAACCUGCUUAUUUCUCAUCUAGCUGCCCACUACCCACCCCCCGUUGAAGCGACAGGUUACCAACAGACGGGCAUUGUCUUCGUGAGGCUUCUGUCUUCGCAUGGCUCUAAAUAAUUUUCCGCGAUAUCGUCGAUUGCCUCCUCGCAACUAUUGGUUGUUUAUUUGUUGCCUCACCAUGUCUUUGCCUGAUUCCUGUGGCGCACUCCUGUCUUCUGGCAUUCCUAUCGUUUCAGACCAUUUCUCCAUGGCUCAGCUUCAUUACGGAUUCGCAGAACCCGCUCCAGCGUGCACACUUGUCUCGCACCUUUUUCCUGACAAAAUAGGCGGCCGCCCCGCUUGGCUUGCCUUGGAUCACUUGCCCGAAGAGGCUGAGCUCGUCUGCUCUUCCUGUGGCCAACCGAUGGCCUUUCUACUUCAGGUAACCAUUUAUCUCGCACAUUCCCUGCAGCUGUAUUCACCUCUAGGCGAGGAUAGGGAAGACUGUUUCCAUCGGAUGCUUUUUUUAUUUAUGUGCAAAUCGGGCCGUUGUUUCGUCAACUCUACUUCAUCCUCAGAAUCGUCUGCACCAUCGUCAGUGCCCUUUCGUGUGUUUCGAUCUCAACUGGCCAAGUCCAAUCCUUACUAUAGGUUUGUCAGGCUUCACUUACUUACUUUAUUCCCUAUUGAUUAGUCCAAUUCCACCCGAUGAGAAGCAGUUAACAGAGGAGGAGAUGUUGCAGGCCUUUCGAUCCGGUACUCUGCCACCUCCAAAUCGUUUAAUCCCUUUAUGUCAUAUCUGUGGAUGUCGGGGCUCAAAAAGCUGCGCCAAUUGCAAAAAGGCUUCGUACUGCUCAAAGUAUCAUCAAGUAUGUUUUUAGAGCUUUUAGUUUAGUUUCAGUUUUUCCUCUUUUGAAGUGUACUUUAUCAGAAGCCGGUCUUAUCACUACCCCCGUUGAUUACCAGCGUAUCGCGAGGCACCGAUCUAGAGACUGGUAGUGUGAGUCCGGGCAAAUUAUGAUAGGAAUCCAGGAUGAAAAGGUGGCAUAUCGUUGGAUUCUGGCAUUCGCUUUCGUCAGCCCUCUUAUUCUUAAGAUAGUUUUCAUUGUCUAGUCUCUCUUGUUCACCAGCGUGGCUUCACGCACCUUUUUUAUAGAUAAGUAAGUAGUGAACAGUUCGAUUUCAUUUGGACUGACUUAUAUUCAUUUGUCCGGGUAACUAAUGCUAUGCACAAUUGCUUACUUAAAAGUAUAUUUCCAGACUGCGAACGAAGAUUUGCGAAUUUUGACCGCUAUUCUUCAUCCUUUUAAAAUUUACUCUUAUCCAAACAUGCUUUAAAAUCACACUUGUCGGUAUUCACUUGUGGGCAGUUAGGUGAUUUGGGUUAUUUUGGAAAAUGGACUUCGCCUUCAUCGUUCGAAUGUUAUAGAGAGCUUUUAAGUGCCUGGUCCGCCUUCCUUUAUAUCUGCUGUAGUCUUAUUCUCCACUUUUCCACCGAAGUCCUUGGACGUUUUUUGCAAACCCCAUAAUGUAGUUUGUUUUUAACAUUCACAUACAUCCACGCCGUCGGUAGCUUGACUUAACAAACUCAUAUUCUUUAUUCUUCUUCUGGCAUUCGAAUUAAAUGGCUAAAGCAUAGAAGUCUAAUCACUUAGAUAAUAGGCCACGGAGCCAUUGCCUGUUAAGCAGAUGACGGUGUCUAAUUUUUUGAGAUCUCCCUGUCCACAGUGAUUCCCUACUGAAGUCAUUUCCCCAUCGCACAGGUGUGCACUACUCCGAUUUCAUUGAAUUUGCCAGUACAUCAUGUGGUUUGUGAGGUCAAUGCAUAUCCCCAGUCCUUGUGGGCUUGUGUCCCGCAAGGGUCUUUAGUUAAAUCGCGGAUAAUUUCUAAUUAACAAAAUCUCCCUCUGUCGGCGCCCACGAUGGUAGUAGUGUCUUGCAGUGCCCUCUUUUCUGGUUUUGGUACGGCACCGGUCAUUUUUAAUCCAGCCGACCUCAAUUUUAUGAGAUUUUUUGGAUUUUCAGGCAUGGAUCCCUAACAGCCGUCCAAAUUGUUUUUUUGAGAUUAUCCCCCUGGUGUUUUAAAUCUUUGGAGACCAUUGGCAACAAGAGAGCCAAUUUAGUAGUAGUUCUCGGCUGCCGUGUCACAGUGUCGUCAUCGGGCUUUGCUGUAAAAUUUUUAGCUAUCUACGUGCCGAGCCCCAGCCCUCCCUGCCCAGAUCCAUGAUAGAUUAUUCGCUAGAUCCGAGCAUCCGCUUACUGGCAGACCCGUCUCCCCCGGGCAUUAUCCUCAUGCACCUAAUGUGCCUGCUUCUGAUGGCGAUAUCAUUAUCGGUGUCCUUAUCGUUUAAGUUCUACUCAAAGAGCUACUGCCAGAAGUCAUUUUCAGCACGGGACAGAAUAGGUUCCCCAAGGUUUCCUCUGUAGUGACUCCUGUUCCGUCUUUUUCUUUCACAAGUUACUUCACUGGAAACUCUGCCACAAACGUUUGUGUCCGAACUAUCAGUAUUUGGAUGAAAUGUUCUCCGCAAAUUCAUUUCUGCUGCCAGAAUUCGCGCUUGCCUCCGAGGCUGCCAAUGAAUCCGAUAUAGCAAGCACGUACACGCAGUCGGAUGACGAUUAUUCAGACACUGAGACCCCGGCGCAGACCUUGACUAGGUAUGUUUCCGAGUUGGCGUCAGUUUUUUGCUGUCUCGUUAUAUUCCUCGAUGGUCAAAACCAGGCCCAUAGUUGACAGAAGUUCACGGUUGUUUUGCGUUAGAAAUGCCAUUUUGUCCACUCCUGUGGAGUGAAAAACUCAUCCCAGAGCUCUGUCGCUGGUGUGUGCGUGCAUGUGUGACCAAUGUGGAGGCCAUCUCGGAGUCCGGCACGCGUAAUGGGGCUGCGCAACCAUGAGGGGUGAUGGCACGCCGAAGUGCAGGCUCUCGCCUCGCCAACCACCUGCGCCCCCUCUCGCCUCCGGUCUUCCUGACUCUGUCAUGACAUGAGGGGGCGCAGUAGAUGCUGCGCAAGUCCACUAUCACUAUAAACUGAUUCACACACAAGUCACCGUCUCUCCGUCCAUCGUGCUGUGGGUCACAGGAGGGACAUCGUCGGAAUCGAUAGUCGAACUGCCGUUGUAUGUUGACCAGUCAGGCUGUUGUGAUGUGACCAUCAACUUUAUUCCAUUGAACCUAUUACCUUUCUUCCAUGUUAGUGUCGAAUCGGCCGAGUUCGCUGCCCUCGAAGAAAUAUCACGCAAGGAGACAAAAGAGGAGCUAAUUUUCGCCAAAUUUCGCCAAGUUAUGAAGGCAGAACCCGACCAGGUAUGCCCUUGUUUCCUUUCCAUAUUCGAAAACCAGUCUGUAAUUUCCCUACACACGUAUUCAUUUAUAGUUCCGUCUGCACUCCUGUUUAUUUUUGUCGGGUUAUUGUAUUCUUUUUCGAUCAUUUACGACACAAGAGAACAGAUUUGGCGUGUAUGGGUCGGUCUUGUUAUUACCUGAUCUUACGUGGUUCGUAGAUAAUUUCACCUCUAUAUUCAAUGAAGACCAACGGCUCCGAGAACUAUGGUAAAACGAACAGGGAAACGGAGUUACCUCGGCAGAGUUGUGACGCCAUUGUAUUCCCGUACUUCUUCAGGGUGAGGUCGACAUUCGACUUCGGCUUACGCAUACUUGAAAGGUGCCCCUCAUUUGCAGCCUAGAGAGUUCACUCGUCUGUUACUAGAAGCUUCGUAGGCGUGAAUUCGUUCCUGAGCCCUGCAUGCCUCCACCUCCUGACGCAGCAAAAGCACCACCCCCGUCGUUUUGUGGACUCUCUUACAGGCUGUAUUCCCUUAUUUUUUUCCAGGUUCUCCGUUUCCAGCGAGGCGGUGAACCCUUCUGGGUCUCUACAACACCACACACCAUUCCAUGCUGUAGUGCCUGUGGCGGAAAACGAAUCUUCGAGUUCCAGGUUAGUCCUCUGAGAAUGUACAUCUUAUCAGCCCCAUUAUCUCCCAAGUCGAGCCCUCUGUGACUGAGACAUCUUCGGUGUCUCUGGCGGGUCUGUGAUGUCUAUAUCAGAAGAAAAGGACAGUCUGGGUUUCCUAGGUGUACUUACAGGUUUCCAAGUGGAUAUUGGACCCAAAACGGCCGCUCAUUCGCCGGUGGUCGACACUCGCGCGCGAAAUUCGGGGGGGUGCAAAAGGAUACAUGUAGUUCUCUUGCGAAUAAUGCCACUCCUUGUGAGGUUCGCUUCCAUCAGAACUGCAUUUUCCGACAGCUGCGGACCCAUUGUCGCGCUGGUCUUCCCCUGGGCGCGCCCGACAGUCAUUUCCAUUUAUUGUGUUGCGAACUUAGGUUCCCAGAAGCAGUACUUGUUUGGCCUUGAUUGAUAAGGACUCAAAUAAAUUGAACUAUUGCUCUAACAUCAUUGAACUUUUCGCCUAUCCGUGGAUACCAUGUAUGUGUGUAUUGCUUGUUUUGGUCGUUUAGAUCACACCCCAAAUCCUGUCUUAUCUAAAACUGGACUGCAUCAAUGAACCCUCCCCCGACUUUGCCACUGUCUACGUUUUCACGUGCGAAAACUCCUGUCCGUUGCCUCGAACCGUCCAAACAGCUGAUGGACACACGCGCACGAUUGAGUACCAAGAAGAAUUCGUGACCUACGACCCUGUCCCCUGA
Molecule: messenger RNA, 9907 nt
Organism: Spirometra erinaceieuropaei
Lineage: Eukaryota; Metazoa; Platyhelminthes; Cestoda; Diphyllobothriidea; Diphyllobothriidae
Source: the annotation of a GenBank genome assembly